AUGAACCAACCGAGGAAUUUUACGUCGCUGCUGAAUCCGAGUUAUCUGCAGAACGCCCAGCAGCAGCAGCAAAGCCCCGCGAGUACGAAUCCGGCGGCGGUCGCGGCCGCGGCCGCGGCAGCUGCCGCCGCCGUUUCCGCCGCGAUAGCGAACGGCACGCAAAUGAACGCCAAUUCGCCCAGCAUUACGAGCCGCAAGCGAGAGGCAGAAGGAGAUAGUAAACAGGAAAAAGAAACAAAAGAGGGAGAACGUAAGAAGAGGAAAAAGACUAGAUGGAGUGGUAGCGAACAUGACAAAACAUUUAUACCAGGGAUGCCUACAGUACUACCGACAAAUCUGACUCCUGAACAGGAGAAAGCUUAUCUCUUUCAGCUGCAGAUUGAGGAAAUCAGCAGGAAAUUACGCACCGGAGAUCUUGGAAUUCCACUUAAUCCCGAGGAAAGAUCUCCAUCUCCAGAGCCUAUUUACAGUAGUGAUGGUAAACGGUUAAACACGAGAGAAUAUCGUACAAGACGUAAAUUGGAAGAAGAACGUCAUAAUUUGAUUCAGAAGAUCCUCAAAAUCAAUCCAGAAUUUAAACCACCACCAGAUUAUAAGCCACCAAUAAUACGAGUUCAUGAUAAAGUAAUGAUUCCUCAGGAAGAGCAUCCUGAUAUAAAUUUUGUUGGCUUACUUAUUGGACCACGCGGAAAUACGCUAAAAUCCAUGGAAAAAGAAACAGGUGCAAAAAUCAUAAUUCGUGGAAAAGGAUCUGUGAAGGAAGGAAAGGUUGGCAGGAAAGAUGGGCAACCUUUACCAGGCGAGGAUGAACCUUUGCAUGCAUAUAUUACUGCAAAUAAUUUAGAUGCUGUGAAAAAGGCUGUGGAAAGAAUACAUGAAAUUAUUCGGCAAGGUGUCGAAGUACCAGAAGGUCAAAAUGACUUAAGACGUAAUCAAUUACGCGAAUUGGCUUUACUGAACGGAACUUUACGAGAAAAUGAUGGACCGCGUUGUACCAAUUGUGGAGCUUCGGAUCAUAAAUCUUGGCUGUGCCCAGACAAGCCAAAUGUAACGAACAAUAUAGUAUGUUCGAGUUGCGGUGGUGCGGGACAUAUUGCUCGAGAUUGUAGAUCGAAGAGACCUGGUCAAGGGGGUCCAGCUGCUGCUGGAAUGGGAGGAAUGACCCAGGCUGGUGAUAAAGCCAAGAUAGAUGAGGAGUACAUGUCGUUAAUGGCAGAAUUAGGAGAAGGCCCACCACCGGACAGAUCAAAGACAGGUCAAGCCAGACAGAAUCCUAAUCCCAAUUAUCCCGGACUUUUUGACAGACAACAACCACCUCGUGCACUAAUGGCUGCUCCGGCACAUCCACCACCGCAGAUGAUGCAGGGCGGUCCGAUGAUGCCGCCACCAGGCAUGGCGCCACCGCCCCCAUGGAGUCAAGGUGGCGAAGGAAUGAAUAAUAUGAACAUGCAAUGGCAGCCACCAGUAAGCAUGCCACCGCCACCAGGUGUGAUGCAACCACCACCGCCGCCUCCUGGCUCUACCACACAGCCCAACAUUCCGCCGUUAAUGCCAUGGAUGGCUGGCAACAAUCAGCCACCGCCGCCGGGUCAGAUGCCACCUACACAGAUUCCGCCACCUGGUAUGGGUAUACCACCGUGGCAACAGGGUCAACAGGGACCGAUGCGACCGCCACCGCCAGGCACGGCGCCUCCUCCGGGAUUUCCUGGCGGUUGGCAGCCGCAACAGAUGGGAGGCUGGCCGCCAGCCGCUCCAGUUCCACCUCCACCUCAACAACAGACACCGGCACCACCUGGAAUUGACUUGAACACGUUGCCGACAUUGCUGGCACAGCCACCACCGCCACCUCCGCCCACUAGUUAGUCCUAAUCACAUAAUGAGUGAAUGACUUCCGAUUCUGUACAUUAGAGAAGUAAUAUCUAAAUCGCGAUUGAUGGAUAAAAGUUCAAGAAAAGGAGUCUGAAAAAGAUAUUGUACCCAAAUACAGUAUCGUAAAAGACGAUAAGAAUAAAACAAGAAACUCUAGAAAUAAACAACAGAACUUCUGCAACUUUGAUUUGAAUUAUUAGUUUUGAAAUUUUUCUUUCAAGUGUUUUGAUACGAGGAUGUCAAAUUCCUGACGUAUAAUCAUUAAGAAAGAAAGAGAGAGUUCUGUGAAUUAUGUACUUCGGGAAAAGUGAAUAGAUAUAUCAGAGAAAAUCGAAGAUGUAAAUCAUAUGCGCCAAUGAAACACUUAGUUUUAACUAGGUACCAAUUUUAACUUGCUGCAUGUAAGGAACUCUGUUCAUUAUGAAAUAACGCACGCGGAUUUUCUCAUAUGAGCACAAGUGUAGCCGAUUCUACAUUUUUUUUACUUUAUUCCAUUUCCGAAUAUCGCUUCCAAAAUCGAAUCUAUCAAUGUUGAAGAAUUGUAACAUAAUUUAAAAAAAAAUUUGUUUAUAUAUUUUAUUUAUAUAUAAGUAACAUAUAUAAAUACAUAGC
Messenger RNA from Camponotus floridanus (Florida carpenter ant), 2481 nucleotides. RefSeq names its product splicing factor 1-like (gene SF1). Gene Ontology annotation, cellular component: nucleus. Gene Ontology annotation, molecular function: zinc ion binding; mRNA binding. Lineage: Eukaryota; Metazoa; Arthropoda; Insecta; Hymenoptera; Formicidae. The record is from RefSeq and is a predicted model, not a curated record. The transcript has 9 exons. The coding region runs from base 1 to 1863 and encodes 620 amino acids. Gene Ontology annotation, biological process: regulation of mRNA splicing, via spliceosome.